Aphanomyces invadans is the source of this 1099-nucleotide messenger RNA. RefSeq lists its product as hypothetical. The record is from RefSeq and is a predicted model, not a curated record. The transcript is spliced from 3 exons. Gene Ontology annotation, cellular component: intracellular membrane-bounded organelle. Gene Ontology annotation, molecular function: peptidyl-prolyl cis-trans isomerase activity. NCBI's taxonomy places the organism in Eukaryota, Oomycota, Saprolegniomycetes, Saprolegniales, Verrucalvaceae. Gene Ontology annotation, biological process: protein folding; protein peptidyl-prolyl isomerization. The coding region runs from base 29 to 577 and encodes 182 amino acids.
CUGAAAUUUCCACAACGUGCUUGGUGCAAUGGACCCGCUGCUCGCCGAAGCGCUGCGCAAAGGGAACGUCGUCGUGUUCUUCGACAUAGCGUUGGGCGGCGCACCGCUUGGACGUAUCCGCAUGGAACUCUUCAAGAACGACUGCCCGAAGACAGUCGAGAACUUUCGGCAGUUCUGCACAGGCGAGUACCGCAAGAAUGAACUUCCUGUCGGGUACAAGGGCAGCACGUUUCAUCGCGUCAUCCAGGACUUUAUGGUUCAAGGCGGUGACUUUCUCAAGGGCGACGGAACGGGUCGCAUGAGCAUCUACGGCGACAAGUUCGCCGACGAAAACUUUCGCCACAAACACACGGAAGCUGGUCUGGUAUCCAUGGCAAAUAGUGGCCCGGGCACAAACGGGUGCCAAUUCUUCAUCACAUGUGGGGCGUGUGAAUGGCUCGACGGCAAGCACGUCGUGUUCGGCAAGCUUCUCGACAGUGCAUCGCUCCUCGUGAUGCGGAAAAUCGAAAGCGUCCCCACGGGCCAAAACAACAAGCCCCGGACACCCGUCAUUAUCACCGAAUGUGGCGAAUUGUAGGUAAAUAGUCCGUCGAUUCUCUCGAGACGCAUUUCACAUCUCCCCACACGCCAAUCCUACGAUCAAGCGCUGCAUACGCGGCAGAGAUUGAAAGAUAACGAGCCAAAUGUAUUCGCACGAUAUGCCUAUGAUGUGGUCUGUAGAAACCUCCAGCUCUUAGACGGACAUUCAAUGUUCAUACGUUCCACAGUCCAUGUGUACACCGCACACGACGCAGUCACGAUGCGAAAGAUCCUUUCACCGCAUUGCGCUUUCCACGUCAGAGGACACCCCGAGAAUUAUAAGGAGAGCAUGAGCAUGCUUGGGCCACAACUGCAUGUACGGCUUGGUGCUUGGAGUUUGUUUCUAUCCGUUUCCAGCUUGUUUUUCUUGAAAGAAGCAAGGUUUCUCGACGCACUCGCUGGAUCUCGAGGCGAGAAAUAGUUGAAAGGCUAUCGCAAAGGCGAAUCGUUGUGCUCCAUCCCGUCGCGCGUACGCUCCGCCGCCACGAUCGGCGCCGGCAAAAAAGAUCGCGCGCGGUCC